AAUAGAAUUAAAAAAAUAAUUAAAAUAAAAUGUAUAACAAUCAAUAAAAUCAAUAUGUUGAGUAUUAUUAAUAACCUCCGCAAAAUUAAUAAAGACCUAGUUAUUUGCAAACUCCGAAUAUAUAAAAUAAAAAUUUUUAAGAGUAGAAUAUUGGUAACUAAGGUUAUUAAAAUUAUUUAAAUAAUUAUUAAUAAUAAACACCUCUGAUUAAUCAAAAUGCUUAUAAUAAAAACUAUUAAUAUUAAUAAUAAUAAUAAUACGAAUAGCCUAAUGUAAAUAUAUAAUAGUAAUAUCCGCAAAGAGAAAAUAGCUAAUAUAGAGAUAAUCUUAACAACAUAAUACCUAGAACACGUAUAGAAAGAGGGGCAAUGAAGGAUAAAGAGCAAAUGGAAAAAAUAAGAAUUAAUUAAAGAGUGGGAUAUGAAACAAGAAAUUAAGAUGUGAAAUAAUUAUUACACAAUGCAGAUCCUUAAUCUAGUUUAUUUAUAUCAGAAAAUUAAAGGUUUGACAAAGACUUUGCAAUUUAUGAUAAAUAAUAAAGAGAAUUAAAAUUACAAUAAAAAGAAAUAAAUUAAGAAAAACAUAGAAUUGAAGGGAUAGAAAGAGAUUCUUAUAGAUGGCAGUAAAUGGAAAAAUAAUCAUAAAGAGAAGAAAUUAUUAGAGAAAAAAGAAAAGAUAUUCUUAUAUAAUGCAAAAAAAAUACAAAUGGGUAUAUAUAUAAACACAUGAUUUUAUUGAUUUAUAUGUAUUAAAAUAUAGGUUACCAUUUAACCCGAUUACUUUAGAAUAUGAAAAAUCAAAAGAAGGAGAAAAUUUAAGAUAUAUGGAUGAACAAACUAAGGUAAGAGGAUAUGUAAGAGCUUAGAAUUUAGAUACUAGAAGUAAUUGCGGAUAUAAUAUUUUAACAGGCGAAUCAAGAUUAGGAGUAGAUUCGAUAGUGCCUUAAAAUCUAAAAGAUGACUAUAUAAAAAAAAUUGAAUAUAAAAAUCAGUAUUUUGAUGUAAAAUAUAAGGGUGAAAUAUGAAAUCUCGUAGAUAUAUUAUUUAAUAAAUUUUUUUAUAAAAUUUAAUAUUUUUUUUUGUUUAAAAAUAUAUCUGCAAUUUUAUAAUUAUUUAAAUUAAUUGAUUUUUUAUUUUGUAUAAAUUAAAGUUUAAAAAAUAAUUAAUUGA
Molecule: messenger RNA, 1169 nt
Organism: Ichthyophthirius multifiliis
Lineage: Eukaryota; Ciliophora; Oligohymenophorea; Hymenostomatida
Exons: 4
Source: RefSeq, a predicted model, not a curated record